Lytechinus variegatus (green sea urchin) is the source of this 4025-nucleotide messenger RNA. RefSeq names its product E3 ubiquitin-protein ligase MIB2-like. Gene Ontology annotation, molecular function: protein kinase activity; zinc ion binding; ubiquitin-protein transferase activity. Gene Ontology annotation, cellular component: cytoplasm. Gene Ontology annotation, biological process: protein ubiquitination; protein phosphorylation. The record is from RefSeq and is a predicted model, not a curated record. The transcript is spliced from 21 exons. NCBI's taxonomy places the organism in Eukaryota, Metazoa, Echinodermata, Echinoidea, Temnopleuroida, Toxopneustidae. The coding region runs from base 119 to 3430 and encodes 1103 amino acids.
GGGAUUCCCCAACAAAUUUCCCAGCGACAGUCUGUUAUGAUCAGGACGCCAUUAAAACUGAAACCACGGAAGGAGAUUAGAAAACAGCAGCUCAGGAGAGACAUCUUCCAACUUGAAGAUGACCUCUCCAGAGAUUGGUCAGCGAGUUGUCCGAAGCUCCGAGUGGUCUUGGAGAGAUCAAGAUGGCGGUGAAGGCCAUCUUGGGACUGUGGUCAAGAUGACCGACCAGGAAGCCCCUCUUCAUGGAUGGACUAGGGUCCGGUGGGAUAACGGUCGAUGUAACAAAUAUCGGGUUGGGACAGGUGGAACUUACGACCUUCUGCUCUUUGACAGCGCCCCAGCAGGCGUUGUCCAUUCCAAGAUUACAUGUAGCAAUUGUGAGGUGGAUUCUAUACAUGGUAUCAGAUGGAAGUGUUGUGAUCAUAGCUGUACAGAUGUCAACCUUUGUACCCCUUGUUAUAUGACUGACAAACACGAUUUGACGCACAGAUUCACACGCUUCAACAGUCAGAAUGAAACAGGAAUCGUUGUUACGUCUCGUUCCGAAGAAGAAAAAACAACUUCGAUGGGACUGUGCCCUGAAGCCCAAGUUAGCCGAGGAGAGGAUUGGCAAGGAGAAGAAAGUGAUGGCCAAGAAGGAAAUGUAGUUGAAGGUUGCGCCAUAUCUGGCAGACCACGAUCAGGUGUUGCUGUUAAGUGGAUAGACACUGGGCAGACAACAACGCAUAGGGUAGGACAUGACGGAAAGGUAGAUCUGAAAUACACCAAACCAGGACGUGGAAUCGAUUUCUAUGCGUCACAUUUACCAUUUCUAGGCAAAGAGCAGGGCGUGAAGGUUGGCGAUCGAGUAGCAAUGACCUUGGCAGCCAAGAGACUACAGGUCAUUCAAGAGUCAAACGGAUGCAAGUGGUCGCCUAGAAUGCACAACCUGAUCACAAAGGUUGCCGUGGUUACAGGCAUCAAUUCCAAUGGAAAUGUAGAGAUAUCCUAUCCAGGGAGAGAUGACCACUUCAUCUUGCAUCCAGAUGCGUUAAACAAGGUUCCGAUUUUUGAAAAAGGAGACCGUGUAGGCGUUCAGACAAACAAAGAGUACGUAAAGGAACUCCAGGAAAACAGCAAAAAUGGAUGGGCAGAUGGAAUGGAAAAAUGCUUGGACAAGGAAGGCACAGUUUUACUUGUUGAUGAACAUUUUGACACAUGGGUCCGCUUUGAGUCACUAACGCCGGAUAGCUGGUGGCAUCCCUGUGCGCUAACCCUCGUGGAAAAGAAACCACACCAUCUGGGCGAUGGAGCCAAGUCCACCCAUAUCAAAUCUGAAACUACUGGCUUGCCCAAUGACGGCAAUUCUAUAGAAUCUCAGCUUUAUAAUGCGGCUAAAACUGGUGACCAUGAUCGUGUAUUGGAGAUUCUGUCUUCUUCACCAGAAAAUGUGAAUGGGAAAGUAAAUGAUAAGAGUGCCCUCCAUAAAGCUUCUGCUCGUGGUCAUCUAAAGGUUGUUAAGGCAUUAAUAGAGGCUGGAGCUGACAUAGAAAUAACUACAGAUGAUGGACAUACUCCACUGCAUUACGCAGUUGAUGGAGACGAGCCAGCAGUUGUAAAAUAUCUAAUUGAGAAAGGAGCUGACAUUGAUAGAGGUAGCACAAGGCAGAGAAGAGCGAUCCAUCGUGCAGCCUAUGGAAAUUUUGUUGAUUGCGCCAGAAUCCUGAUCAACCAUGGAUGUGAUGUCAACGUGCAAGACAGAGAGAAAGAUACCCCUCUUCAUGAAGCUAUCAUCACGAACAGCAUAGAUGUUGCAGAGUUGCUUUUGGCAGUUCCAAAGCUUGAUACAACUCUAACGAAUAAACGAAAUAUGCCACCAAUCCUGUUCGCCUCUCUAAAAGACCGUCCGGAAAUUGUUAGAAUGGUUGCACGGCACUGCCCUUCUUCAAUAGCUGUUCCUAAACAGCAUGGGUACAAUGUAUUGCAUAUCGCAGCGGUGAACAACCACGUUGAAGUCAUGAAGAUUCUCUUAGCUAUUGAGGAUCACGGACUGUGUAUUGAAACGAAAAACAGUGAAGGUCAGACGGCUCUGCACCUUGCCUCAUACAAGGCAUACUCGGAAAGUAUCGAGUACUUGAUUUCUCUUGGAGCAGACAUCAAUAGUCAAUGUCAUAAAGGCCAUAGUCCUCUUCAUCUGGUAGCCAGCAGAACAAGAAAACCAACAGAAAUCAAAGAAACACCCGUCCUUAAAAGGAUUCGAAAGAAAUAUAGAGAUAGAGGUGUCGGCGGUAACACUGGUGCAGCAUUGCUGUGUUUCAUGGUCCUACAUGGGGCUUCCAUCGAUAGUGAAAACGAGUCUUGUCGUACCCCUCUAUACUACAUCGAUGAUCCAAAACUAAAAAGAACUUUGAAGGAAAUUGCCCGUGGAGACAGGGAGGUUGACUUGAAAUCGCUAGAAGACAUGGUAGGAGAUGAAGCUUCAGAAACAGAAGACCUGACAACCAACGCGAUCUAUGAUGACGAUGAUGAUAUCCAUAUCCCACAAACUCCCGUGGACGAUCCAGCUGCCAAUGAUCAAGGAUCAGAAAACCUCGCCAGAACCAACAAGCCAAAGACCGGAUUGUUUGAGCUUGUUCACGAAAUUAAAGUCUCCGAUAUUAAAAUGGGAUCUGUGGUUGGAACUGGACAAUUUGGGGUCGUCCAUCGAGCAACAUGGCGAGGAACCACGGUGGCAGUCAAAAAGAUCUCUACCAUCGGGAGUAAAAAGGAUGAAGUCGAAAAGGAAGUUUCUAUCCACAGGCAAGCCACCCAUCCAAAUAUCGUGAAAAUGAUGGCGCUAGGUUAUGAGUGUACGGACGCCUACCUUGUUAUGGAGUUUAUUGAAGGGCCAAGUUUAGAAAAGAUCAUCUUCCCAGAUCGCGAUGAUCGAAAGAUUCAUCUAGACUGGUCCGCCAAGCUUGGGAUAUCCCGUGAGGUUCUCCAAGCAGUCACCUUCAUGCAUGCUAGCAAUAUCUUACAUCUUGAUAUCAAGCCGGCCAAUAUUUUGUUGGAGAGUGCCACCAACCGUCCCUUCAUCUGUGACAUGGGUCUUGCCCACAUCAAGAACCGGAACGCCAUGACUCAAUCCACCAUGCACAUCAGGGGCACCCCUCAGUUCAUGCCACCGGAGGUAAUUACUGCAGUGGCUGGGUACAAACAUUCUAGCAAACAUGACAUCUGGUCAGUUGCAGGAACACUGGUGGAGCUCUACUCCAUGAAACGUCUUUGGGGAGAUUUGUCUAGUCCGGUGGCCCUAUUAGCUCGCUUUAUGGCAGGGGGAAUGUGCAAACCCGAGGCUCUGGAAUUCGUGGAUCCAAAAAUCCAAGAGAUUCUUGGACCCUGCUUCAAUGAGAAGCCUCAAAAUAGACCAUCGGCGGAAGAGCUACAAAAUAAAUUUAAUGAUCUAUCUUAAAAAGGAAAUUCUAUGGACCUUCUUAUUCCUAACAUUUUAAUGAGAACAGUAUAUGGUAGCAAUAUUUGUAUAGAAAUUAUUUCUCCAAUACUAGUUUUAUUGUAAUGAUAUCGGUUAAUGGGUUUCGCCUGAUUGAUGCAAAGCUAGCGACAGCAUAUCUUGUAAGAUUCUUUUUAUAUCAUAGAAUAUUGUAACAUUAUUACUACAAUAUUCAUAAAUAGUGAAAAUGCAUUGAAGAUUGACAAAUAUCGUGCUUGAUUAUUACGAAUGUGAAAUUGAAUUUCAAGUUCCAUAUCUGUUUAAAUGUGUAAAACAAACAUAUGGGGCAAUAUUUCACAAGCUUGGUGAGUUAUCUGAAGAGUUAUCCAUGGAGUGCUUCCAUAAAAGAAAAACAAAGUUAGCGAUAUUUACUGACAAAUUUGAGCAAUUCAGAUCAAAUAAUCGUGGAAGUUUAUAACAAUGGUCAGUGAAAAAUUACUGUUUUGACCCAUUAAUUGCUGAAAUCAUUGAUCAUGAUGAAUACAUUUCGAAACGUUCCCCUGCCGCAAUGCAGUGAGCAGUUUGCUACGCGUUACCGGGGAAUUACAGGUCAAUA